Sipha flava (yellow sugarcane aphid) is the source of this 901-nucleotide messenger RNA. Its product is annotated as flocculation protein FLO11-like. The transcript is spliced from 2 exons. The record is from RefSeq and is a predicted model, not a curated record. NCBI's taxonomy places the organism in Eukaryota, Metazoa, Arthropoda, Insecta, Hemiptera, Aphididae. The coding region runs from base 78 to 836 and encodes 252 amino acids.
CAAUUUUGAGUAUAUAAACUUCAAAAAAUUAUAGCCACUUUCUUGAUACUUAAAAUCUCAAAAACGCGAAGAACAAUAUGGCUGAUUUUGUAAUUUUAGUGACCGUAACUAUGGUGUCAAUAUUAACCAAGGUCGGAAAUGCAGGUGUACGUUCGAUUUCUUCUUGCGGAUUAUUUGGAAUAAAUCCCGAUUCAAUGGAUUUAUUGCCGAAUACUGAAUACACUUCAGCGUUGUCUUCUCCGUUGCCUUUACCAACUUCAGUUUCUACAUUUGCCUCUAUUUUGGCAUCAAAACCUUCACCAAAUUUAAUUCUUACGCCAGCUUCAAACGAAGUUACACGAUCAUUUGUAUCAACCUCUGCUUCAAAUUCGUUCACUGAAUCUACCACGCAUCGUUUGCUAAGUUCGGCCAUUCAUUCUUCAGUCGUACCGCCAUCUACAUCCGUUCCGCUGUUAGCGUCAUCGAGUUCAAUUUCCACCACAUCAACGUCCUCUGAAUACACUUCUACACCUUUAUCUGGUUCAAAACCUACUCCUGCAACUCGAUCAUCUAAUACUGCUCCAUUGCAGUUACCAAGUUUAACUCCGACCACAUCAAUCCCAUUAUUUUCACCGAUUUCAACUCCAGAACAGUCAUUUGCAUCUAAUCUUUCACAAUUGUUGAAACCAUUUCUAACCGAGUUUCCGUCGUCUACAUCUUCUCCGGUGCCUCCACCCGAUUUAUUUAUUCCUUCACAGGAUACAAUGACACCUUCAAAUUUUUCAUCAGAAAAUAAUAUUAAACUGGCUUUACUAGAACUAUUAUUGAAAUUAUCGACUGAGUUAGACCAGCAAUAAGUAUUCAGUUUUAAAUGACAUUUUACUGGUUUUUCAUUAAAUUAUCCAAUGUUUUUAUUAUUGUU